This is a messenger RNA of Rhizophagus irregularis DAOM 181602=DAOM 197198, 1598 nucleotides long. RefSeq lists its product as uncharacterized. Lineage: Eukaryota; Fungi; Glomeromycota; Glomeromycetes; Glomerales; Glomeraceae. The record is from RefSeq and is a predicted model, not a curated record. Gene Ontology annotation, cellular component: endoplasmic reticulum membrane. Gene Ontology annotation, molecular function: iron ion binding; heme binding; stearoyl-CoA 9-desaturase activity. Gene Ontology annotation, biological process: unsaturated fatty acid biosynthetic process.
UUUUUUUUAAUUUUUUUCUUUUUCUUCUCGGUUUUGUUCCUUAAUUAGUUUAAAUAAAAAUAAAUAAAGAAGCAAUAAAUUAGAUCUUUCCUUCUUAUUUAUUUUUCCUUCUUAUUUAUUUUUUUAUUAUUUUUCUUUUUCAUAUUUAAAAAUGGUGGCACAGGCAACAUUUCUACCAACUGAACCCGAAGAGAUUUCGCAAAACCCUUUUUAUUUGAAUGAAAGACCUAAAAGAUGGAAUAUUAGAGAUGAUCCAAUUACAUGGUCAAAUUGGUAUAAACACAUUAACUGGUUACAUACCCCUUUACUUAUCGGAAUACCGGCGAUAGGCUUAUAUGGAGCAUUCACAACUAAACUUACAGUUUAUACUGCUAUAUGGGCUGUUAUAUAUUAUUUUAUCACAGGAUUAGGCAUUACUGCUGGAUAUCACAGAUUAUGGGCUCAUCGUUCAUACAAAGCAUCUAGACCCUUUGAAUUAUUCUUAAUUUUUGCAGCAUCUGGUGCAGUAGAAGGUUCAAUUCGUUGGUGGUGCCGUGAUCAUCGAGCUCAUCAUCGUUUCACUGAUACUAGUAAAGAUCCAUAUAGUGCCAAUAAAGGAUUAUUUUAUUCACAUAUAGGUUGGAUGAUGCUAAAACAAAAUCCGAAUGAAAUUGGAAGAGCUGAUAUAUCAGAUUUAAAUGCUGACCAAAUGAUAGUAAUACAACAUAGAUAUUAUGGUUUAUUUGCUAUUGGAAUGGGCUUUGUUUUACCUACUAUUGUAGCAGGUUUGGGUUGGGGUGAUUACUGGGGAGGAUUUUAUUAUGCGGCUUUACUCCGUUUAACAUUCGUUCAUCAUGCAACGUUUUGUGUAAAUUCAUUGGCGCAUUAUUUGGGAGAUCAUACUUUUGAUGAUCGACGUACUCCUCGUGAUCAUUUCAUAACAGCCAUAUUAUCACUUGGUGAAGGAUAUCAUAAUUUUCAUCACGAAUUUCCACAAGAUUAUCGUAAUGCUAUUAGAUUUUAUCAAUAUGAUCCAACUAAGUGGCUGAUUAAACUUUUAUCAUAUGUUGGUGGUACUCAUCAUUUGAAAAAAUUCCCCGACAAUGAAAUUAAAAAAGGUAAAUUUUUAAUGGAACAAAAGAAAUUGGAUCAAAAAAAAUUAUUACUUCAGUGGGGUAAAGAUAUUUCUAAAUUACCUGUUUUCACCUUCGAAGAAUUUCAAGAUGGAGCUAAAACAAAUAAUUGGAUUUGCAUUGAAGGAAUCAUUCACGAUGUUUCAUCAUUUAUUAAUGAACAUCCUGGUGGUAAAUCAUUUUUAACAACUUCAAUUGGUAGAGAUGUGACCACAUAUUUUAAUGGUGGUGUUUAUGAUCAUUCUAAUGCCGCUAGAAAUUUAAUGUCAAAUUUAAGAGUUGGUGUCAUUGCUGGUGGUGGCGAAGUUGAACAUAGGAAAACCAAAUAAAAACAUAAAAGUUGACACAUGCGCGUAAUAUUGUUAUAACAUAAUGUACCUUUUAAAGCAUACAUAUAAUCCAUUGUAUUAAAGUAGAUUACGUAAUUAUGAUAUAUUAUACUAUGUUCAAAAUCAAUUUAAUCAAUUUAUAUAAUAUAUAUAUAUA